UCAUUUUCAUUUCAGUCGAGCCUGACUCAACUUCUACAUCUGAACAAUGGAUCGUUGGAGAGGCAAAGUAGCUAUAGUUACAGGAGCUAGUGCAGGAAUAGGGGCAGCAAUUGCAGAAAAACUAGUAGAAGAAGGCUUGCAAGUCGUAGGUUUUGCCAGAAGACACCAACGCAUCGAAGCAAGAUCCCAAAAACUAAAAAACCAUAAAGGAAAACUGUAUGCAGUGAAAGUAGACGUAACCCAAGAAGAGGACAUUUUAAAAGGAUUCAAAUGGGUAGCGGAAAACGUAGGCCCAGUUCACAUUUUAAUUAACAACGCCGGAGUUCUCCAACACACCAACCUAACCAGUGGCGACACAUCAAAAUGGAAAAAAGUCUUCGACACGAAUGUGUUAGGCGUUUGCAUUGCAACCAGAGAGGCCGUAAAGAUUAUGAAAGCGAACAAAAUCGAUGGUCAUAUUGUUAAUAUUAACAGUAUUUGCGGACACCGAGUGCCUUAUACUUUUCCGGACGCUAAUGUGUUUCCAGCGUCCAAAUAUGCGUUGAGGGCAGUCACAGAAACUCUUCAGCAGGAGUUACAAUCGCUGGGUCUUAAGAUUAAGGUUUCGAGUGUCAGUCCUGGUGCAGUUUAUACUGAGAUUAUCAGAGCAACUGUCAGCCAGAGUUUGGAUUCGACAUUCGCAGAUACUUUGAAGACGAUGCCGACACUACAGGCAACAGAUGUUGCCGAAGCAGUGUUGUAUGCUUUGAGUACUCCUCCACAUGUUCAGAUUGAAGAUAUAAUUAUUAGACCUGUCGGUGACCUUAUAUAGCUUUCCGUGUACUACUGUAUUGUAUUUAAUUCGUUACUAAUAUGUGCAAUUACUGUGUUCUCUAAUAACAGAGUAGUUGAAGUGCUAUGUAUGUAUUUUAUUCAA
Zophobas morio is the source of this 916-nucleotide messenger RNA. Its product is annotated as farnesol dehydrogenase-like. The transcript is spliced from 4 exons. The record is from RefSeq and is a predicted model, not a curated record. Bases 47 to 811 code for a protein of 254 amino acids. NCBI's taxonomy places the organism in Eukaryota, Metazoa, Arthropoda, Insecta, Coleoptera, Tenebrionidae.